AGCCAUUAAAAGAUCUCGUUAAUGCGCUUGAAUUUAAUAUUCAAACCACACGUACUAAUUCUGUGUAAGUCAAACCAAUUUUGUAUUUCAAGAAAUAUUUUAAUAUGCAUUUUAUGGACGCAAAUUCACUCCUUCAAAAUACGGGCACUUAGUAGGCAGCCUAUCCAGGCUGUGCUCGUACGGCGCCAUUUUCACUGGGAGGGUAUGAUAACAGAAUCACACUGCCAACGUGCACUAUUAAGGGCCCUAGAAAUCUGUUUUACGAAGUGAUAUAAAAUAUGGAUUCGGCGUCGACCAGCUCUAAACUCAUCUAUAAAAUGUCUAAUGAGGAUAUCACAAAACUGAUACAGCUGCGGUCGAGCAACUCGGCGCUUUUUGACGGGAGGAAAAAUUCGUCUAAAACAGCCUGGAGUGCAAUACUCCGAGAAAUGGGGCUUGAGGAAAGGAUUACAACUGAGCAGAUUGCCAAAAAGUGGGAAAACCUGAAGGCAAGAUAUAAGGAUGCAAAAUAUCCUCCCACCGGUGUGGAGAAGAACCCCACCUGCUGGAAAUGGUUCAAUCUCAUGGAUGAUGCUCUGGGUGAAGAGUUUGAUGAAAAGAUCAGCCAGCAAGUGAUCACAUCAGAAGCUAACGAUGAUAAUGCACCUCAUCCUAGUAAGAGGCUACGCCAGAUUAAAGUCGGAGGGGAAAUAUUGGAAUUCUUGGAAGAGGAAGGAACUUCGGGGAAUGUGCCGCCGGCCUCCAGACCGCAUCUGGCUAAGCGGGCAAGACAAAAAGGCAAGCAGACGACAGAAAGUCACCCAUUGGACAUCAUGAGAACCAAACUUCAAAGAGAAAGACAGCUUCUAGAAAAGGAGCUCGGAGGCCUGGACCGAGAAAAAGCCCUUCUAGAGCGGGAAAGGGCCCUUGUUGAUCGGGAAAGAGCGGCGCUUCAGCGGGACAGAGCCCAGGUAGAGAAGGACAAAGCUGCGGUUAACAGAGACAAAGUGUCUUUGGAACAGGACCGAGCCCGACUGCAGAAAGACAGAGAAGCUUUGGCGAGGGACAGAGUGGCCCUUGAAAGAGACAGAAGGUCGGCGCAUAUCACGAAUCACGUGAAAAGCAGUUCAGGAUGCAACGGGCUGGACUGUCCACAUGAAAAGAACAGAGAAAGAUUAAUAUUCUUACUAGAAAGGGUGAUUGAAAAAGUCUGAAGCAGAUCUGAGAAGAGGGCAAACCUCAGGGAAAAACAGAUACUGCGAUGAGUUGAUUGGAUUGUCUGAACAAUCCUUGGGUUGUUGUCUGAAGAUAUAUUUAAAUGGCAAAAUUUUGCUUAAAUUAAAAUUAUAAAUUUUUUGUUGUUGUAUAUUUCGAUCCAAAAUCGAAUGCAUUUGUCGAAUGCACAGUCUAUAAUAGAUUCCACAUACAUUAAGAGAGUGCACAAGGGCCCCUAAACUUAAAUGUUUUUGAGAUUUGUUUACUGAUUUGUAAAUGUUGAAAGAAACAUGGAGUGUGAUGCUUUAUUACUGAAAUGAUGUACAAUAACCGUGUCUGUAAGUAAAGAAUACCAUUUGUGCCACACAA
Messenger RNA from Sinocyclocheilus grahami, 1563 nucleotides. RefSeq lists its product as uncharacterized. Gene Ontology annotation, cellular component: cytoskeleton. The coding region runs from base 279 to 1193 and encodes 304 amino acids. The transcript has 4 exons. The record is from RefSeq and is a predicted model, not a curated record. NCBI's taxonomy places the organism in Eukaryota, Metazoa, Chordata, Actinopteri, Cypriniformes, Cyprinidae.